AUGAACAAUGGUGGUUUUGGCGACGGCGGUAGUGAGGGUAGUAGCUUUCCAAAAAAUAAUAAUUCUGGUGGGAAUGGGUUUGAUAAUUGUCCGCAACCUUCAUCUGAUCGCUCUCGUAGCACAAAGGUGUCCCCAUUCAAGCUGUUAACAGGGCUUGACAUGCGUGUGGAAAAGCAGAUAGACUUGAACGAAUAUAUUGAAAAUGAGGUAAUCAAAGAGCUAGAAACAGAACGCGACCAGUGCAUUGUGAUAAUGGACAGACAAGCAGUACUGACACUGAACAUCAGGGAAUUGCAGCAAGCACUAUGUGAACUAAAUAUUUCCACUACUGGACGUAAAGCAGACUUGCCAAAGAGACUGUUGUUGCACCAUGGACAUGAGACACAAGAAGAUGAUGAAAUUGCUGACUCAGUUAGUUCCUACGACGAUGUACCAAAUGCAAAUUUUACUGCCGCUGUGGCACCGAUAGGUAGAUCUGUUUUUACGUUUAAUGAUAUCCAAGAAAGCCUAACACAAUUUAGUGGUGACGAUAAUAUCGAUAUUCAGCAAUGGAUAAAUGACUUUGAGGAGAACACAUUAGUAGUAGGUUGGAAUAGUGUGCAGAAAUUUAUUUAUAGUAAGCAGUUGCUGAAAGGAGCUGGCAAAUUGUUUAUUAGAAGUCAACGAGGCUUGGUCAGUUGGGAAUCACUGAAAGAAGAAUUGAUCAGUGAAUUUGGGAAAAAAGUGUCGUCGUCAGAAGUGCAUAGUCAGUUGAGAAGUCGCGAUGAUAAGCGAACUUUAUAUGGCGCGGGCGCGGAAGAAUUUUCAACAUAUGGUAGUGUUGUUGCAGAAUUGGAGGUUGAUGGUUUGAAAUUCUUACAAAAGUUCCACAUCACCAGCGAAACCGCUAUUCCAUAUUCAGUAUUCAUAGGCACAUCAGUAUUAGAUAAAGUCAAUAUUAAUAUAAAGCCAGAAGGUGCAGAAUUUAUAGAGAGGAGUAAUGUUGAACAAGAGGUGGAAGAAAACCGCAAAGAAAAAAGGAUAGAGUUAUUAAAAGAGUUUCAGGAGCUAUGUUUGAGUGCAGGGGAAUAUAGUAACGACGUAGUUAUUCAGGAAUUGAUAAACAGUUAUAAAUCAAACGAAAGGGCUUUGGCCGAUUUAUUGGGUCAGUUGGUGAGGGGUAAAAACAACUCAUCACCUGGAUACAGUAGAGGGAGAUUAGGAGGUAGUUGCGGCGAUGGCGGACGCAUAAAUAAUUAUGGAGGUCCAUCUAUGGGACCGAAUGGAAGUGGAGGUGGUGGGGGUUUAGACUCUUGGGGCGUAAAUGCACCGAAUAAUUGGAAUCAAGGUGGAAGUAGUGGUAGUGAAAAUAUGAUGUCAUUAACGCAACGUGGUGGGGGUAUGAAGAUGAAUAAUGGUGGUGAUGGUGGUAUGCCACAAGCAGGUGGCAUGAACGAUGGCUACGGUGGCAUGCAACAGAGCAACAAUUAUAUUGGUAUGUCAGGAGGUAAUCCAUGUGGUUACGGUGGGAUGUCAUCAAAUAGGGGAAUGAACAAUGGUGGUUUUGGCGACGGCGGUAGUGAGGGUAGUAGCUUUCCAAAAAAUAAUAAUUCUGGUGGGAAUGGGUUUGAUAAUUGUCCGCAACCUUCAUCUGAUCGCUCUCGUAGCACAAAGGUGUCCCCAUUCAAGCUGUUAACAGGGCUUGACAUGCGUGUGGAAAAGCAGAUAGACUUGAACGAAUAUAUUGAAAAUGAGGUAAUCAAAGAGCUAGAAACAGAACGCGACCAG
Molecule: messenger RNA, 1767 nt
Organism: Bactrocera dorsalis (oriental fruit fly)
Lineage: Eukaryota; Metazoa; Arthropoda; Insecta; Diptera; Tephritidae
Product: keratin, type II cytoskeletal 1-like
Exons: 3
Source: RefSeq, a predicted model, not a curated record